UGUUUCUUUCUCUGUCUAUAAAUACAGAGGCCUCUCCUUUCCACCCAGCCCUUUUCCUCUCCUCCUCCCGUCUUUUCCACCACCACCACCCUCGCGUGCCCUAAUUUCUCGCUGCUCCUUGUCCCCCACCUCCUUUACUUGAGCUUGCUCACCACUGCCUCCAUAUACAGAGAGUCUUCUCUGUAUUUCUCUCUCUCAGUGGGAGGCUCACAAGAAUCUUUCAGCUCACAUCUCACUGUCCUUGCCUUUCUCUAGCUAGGUACUACUACUGCUAGUACUAACCACUGCUCGUGUUCUUGGGACUUCUUCUUCUUCUUGUUCUUGUUCUUAAAAUCAUUUGGGGUUUUGAGCUCCAGGGAGGUCCAAGAACAGAGCAGCAGGAUGGUGCAGUGGCGUUUCUGAGAGCAGCAUGAGUACUCGCACCACCGAGCUGGGAUGGUCGGCGAUGGCGAACACCGAUGCAGCCGCCGCCGAUGAGGGAGAGGCAGCGGUGGCGGCCUGAGGAAGACGCCAUCCUCCUCGCCUACGUCCGCCAGUAUGGGCCCCGGGAGUGGAGCCUCGUGUCCCAGCGGAUGAACCGCCCCCUCCACCGCGACGCCAAGUCCUGCCUCGAGCGCUGGAAGAACUACCUCCGCCCGGGGAUCAAGAAAGGUUCGCUCACCGACGACGAGCAGCGCCUCGUCAUCCGCCUCCAGGCCAAGCACGGCAACAAGUGGAAGAAGAUCGCCGCCGAGGUCCCCGGCCGGACGGCGAAGCGGCUGGGCAAGUGGUGGGAGGUGUUCAAGGAGAAGCAGCAGCGGGAGCUCCGGGAUCGGGAUCGCCGGCGACUCCCGCCGCCGCUGGACGGCGACGAGCGCGGCUGCGCCGGCGGGCGAUACGACUGGCUCCUCGAGGACUUCGCCGACAAGCUCGUCAACGACCACCACCGCCGAAUGAUGGCUGCCCCGAUCCUCCCGCCGUGGAUGUCGUCGUCGCCGUCGUCUUCUUCCUCGCCGUCGGUGACGCUUAGCCUCGCGUCGGCGGCGGUGGCGCCGGCGCCUGCGGCGCCGCCGCCGACGUGGGGUGGUGGUGGAGGAGGGGAGGUGGUGGUGGCGGAGUUGAUGGAGUGUUGCAGGGAGAUGGAGGAAGGGCAGAGGGCGUGGGCGGCGCACAGGAAGGAGGCGGCGUGGAGGAUGAAGAGGGUGGAGAUGCAGCUGGAGACGGAGAGGGCGUGCCGGCGGCGGGAGGCGACGGAGGAGUUCGAGGCGAAGAUGAGGGCGCUGAGGGAGGAGCAGGCAGCUGCGGUGGAGCGGGUGGAGGCGGAGUACCGGGAGAAGAUGGCCGGCCUCCGCCGCGACGCGGAGGCCAAGGAGCAGAAGAUGGCGGAGCAGUGGGCGGCCAAGCACGCCCGCCUCGCCAAGUUCCUCGACCAGGUCGCCGCCUGCCGCCGCUGGCCGCCCGUAGAGAUCAACGGCGGCGGCGGCGGCGGCCCCGGCGGCGGCCGGUGAGCCGCCGGACGGUGGCGCUGCAUGCAUGCGUAGUUGGACACCUCGCUUUCUUGCUUCUUCUUCUCGUGUCCUUUUUACAACUGUUGGAAUUCACUUCUCUCUAGAAAUAUGUAAUCUUUUGAGUCUCUUUUGAUCAUUCCAAGUUUCCUACUAGUAGCUCUAUUGAAUAAUAAAUGGACCACCAAAUUGCAAACCAAAAUGGUUACAAAAGAAUAUCUUGAGCAGCAGUAGAUUGCAAUGGAAAUAAGUUUUUUUA
Messenger RNA from Oryza sativa Japonica Group (Japanese rice), 1743 nucleotides. The record is from RefSeq and is a predicted model, not a curated record. NCBI's taxonomy places the organism in Eukaryota, Viridiplantae, Streptophyta, Magnoliopsida, Poales, Poaceae.